Molecule: messenger RNA, 1086 nt
Organism: Symbiodinium natans
Lineage: Eukaryota; Dinophyceae; Suessiales; Symbiodiniaceae
Source: the annotation of a GenBank genome assembly
AUGUGGAUGUUCACAACAGGCACUUCCGUGGUCAUGGCGCCAUGGCUUGCUUGGGACAAGCUCAGGUGCCGCCAUCGAGGAUUCGCAGCUGCACUUGCUGUGUUGUACUUGGGCGCGCUACGGCAGCAACCCUGUGGGUUUGGAGUGCGCAGACAGGGUCAAAGUCCGCUGCGACUUGUUCGCGAGCAGGCCGGCAUACAACAGCAUGUGCAGGUGGACACCGGAAAGAUACUGCUCAGCAAAGCGGGGAAGCUCCUCCUUUCCAAAGUGACAGAAGCUGGUGCAAGGGGAGAUUGGCAACAGAUUCGCCGUCUGUUUGCUGGUUAUGGUGGUUCUGAGCUGCCUGUCUUCCAUGCUGUGUUACAUCAUGCACUCAACUGCGGGCAACUCAAGGAGGGGGCGAAAGUGUAUGACGAGCUCUGCAGGAAGAAGGUAUCUAAGGAUGCACCAACCUAUUCCACUGCAAUGAAGAUCUUUGCAGAGUUGGGCCAGUCAGAUGUAGUCAGGGAAAUCUGGGACGAAUCUAGGACGGCAUGCGAGCUGGAUGAGUUCUUGGCAGGAGCACGCAUCGUCGCUGCUGCAAGAGAGGGAGAUGUCAAGACAGCAGCUGAUGUCCUAGACGAAAUGAACCGUACUGGAGUCCCAAUAGAUGUUGGGCAUGUGACUACCGCCAUCCGUGCUUGCUGGGAAGCUUCUGGCAGGAAUGACAAUGCAGCAGGGUUUCUGUUCCGUUUACUGGACGACUUGGGCUUACAGCCCAACAUCGCUACAUAUACUUGUCUCGUCGGUGCGUACAAGCAAGCAAGCUUGCGCAAAGUGCAGGCUGUGGUCCAGCAAAUGAAGGAAAGCAGCAUCCAGGCCGAUAUGGCCUUCAUUGAGACGUACUUGACGACAGUGCUCCGCAAACCAAAAGAAGAGAAGUGGACUUUACAAGAACUCGUUGCAACAAAGCUGCGAACGCGCUCACCGGAACGUUUGGCUGCUGCUCGUGGAGCCCUUGCUGAGUUUCGUGCUGCCGGCAUCAGCUUAACAACGCUCAGUGCACGCAUUGGCCGAGCCCUUGACAUACUCGAGUCUGCAAAGUGA